AAAUUUUUCUUUCCGCGAUUAAUGUAUUCAUGGCAUGAACUUAGCUGUUCAAUACUUGGAAAACGAAACGCUUGAAAUUCCUGAAGAACAUGGAAUUUUGAUUUGAAUGAAUGAAUAAUGAUCAAUGGUUUGGAGUUAUAACAAAGAUGACAGCGUACAUGAAGAUCGAAAACGGAUAUCGACAAAAACAAUAAAUUUCUUUAUUUUAUCGAAGGUGGAAGAUCUUGAUGAAUUUAUUGGGGUAAAUAUGGUGUUCAAAACACAAUAUUCAUAGGAACAAUGGAUAAGAUUUGCGUACAUUGAGAUGCCUAAAUUCAAGCCGAAUCAUGCAAAGUCUUAUGAAAAGAAGAUACCGAAAAUCAAUCAUCCUUCGUCGACACCGGACACUUUGAUAUAUGUUGAAUUUGUCUUUCAGUGCCUGUUCAAAAUAUUAGGAUUUGCUUUGAUAUAUGGCUUUCUCGUCGUAGCUGUUCCGAUAUCUCUGAUCGUCAAACUUGUUUCGAAAUUGCUCGCAUUCGCUCGGCUAAAGUAUCGCGAUGUGAAAGCGAAUUACGGCAACGCUUGGGAAACCUUCUGGUUUUUAUCUGAUGGGGAAGGUCAUACGGCGAAUUUAAUAUUAUUGUGCACUGUGAACGGCAGUCUGAGUUCUGAAAGACUCCAAAACUUUCUCCACGAUCGUUUCCUUUGCAAGAAGGAGCGCGAAGAAGAAUCCGGUUAUUUAAGACGAUUACGUCAAAAGCCGGAGAGAGUCUUUCGUGAGCUUAUCUGGUUGGACAAAACCGCAAAUUAUGCUUUAAAUGUCACGCAGGUUGACAUGGACAGUGCUUGUAUGGAAACAUGCAACAACACAAUCAUGGACAUACAACACAUGUCUUCUUGCAAAGAAUGGCAAGUGUUUCUUUAUGCUCCUACGAGGGAAAAUCAGUCAACGGAGAAAUGCUUUAUCAUGUUGCGAUUUCGACACACUCUGACAGAUUUGCACAAUUUGGCUGACGCAACGUCAAAAUGCUUUCGAGACCAGCAGGCGUCCACAUCUUGCGAGAAAAUGUGGAUGAGUCGAAACUUUUGUCUCGGUAUGUUCGCUUUCUUUGAAGGACCGAGCAUUUUCUUGAAAAGCUUGUUCAAGCCAAAGGACAGUAUGUUUGCGAGUCCCUUCAGCAAAAGAACUCUGGUUUAUGCGGAGCCUAUCAGCAAGAACGAUAUCGACAUUGUUACUACGGCAACAGGCGCAUCAGUGUGUGAUGUCAUUCUGUCCUGUCUUGCUGGCAGUCUACGAACAUGUAUGAGAUCACGUGGCAAAAACUUUCCAAAUGACGUCUCGGUGUAUUUCCCGAUUCAUUUGGACAGCGGCCGCUCCCUGCGUUGUUUUACUUCCUUCAAUAUUUUUUCGUUACCUGUGGCUACUGAAGGAGCAAUACCUCGCCUUUGGGAGACACAACUUCGUCGGAACAACACGUAUUCAAUCGUGGAGGCGAUCACGAGUCGUGUCAUUGUACAAUUGGCUUUUCUCAUACUCCCGUCAUGUUUAGCUAGACGACUAGUCCAAUCUUUCGUGGCAAAGGCAUCUUGUACCAUAAACUGUAUUUUAGAAGAUAGUUUGGAGGACUUACGAAUUGACGGCAGGCCCGUUGAGAAUUUUAUACCAAUGGAAGACAAAGACGAUGGAUUGAGCAUCACGAUUAUUCAAUACAAGGGUGUAUAUCAAAUGGCAGCGUUGAUGCCAAGCGCAAAUGACUAUGCAAUUCAUCCUUCGGAACUUUGCGCCGAGUUCGUCCGACAGAUACGCAAGCUCAGCAUACGAUUUACGGAGCGUGCGCGUGCCGUUCGCGCCCGGGGGCAGAAGGUUUUGAGUAGUCGACGAAAUAGUGUUUUUGUUAUUGAGCAAGAUGAAGAAAAAAGCCCCUAAGCAGCUGAGGUUAUCUAAUAAUCAGUCUAAUGAUUAUUAAUGCUAUAUUGCAUAUCUAUUUUUGAAGUUCAAGCUUCUCGAGUUUACUUUUUAAUAAAAGGAGCCACAACAAAUA
Messenger RNA from Xenia sp. Carnegie-2017, 2021 nucleotides. RefSeq lists its product as uncharacterized. Gene Ontology annotation, cellular component: plasma membrane. The record is from RefSeq and is a predicted model, not a curated record. The transcript has 3 exons. Gene Ontology annotation, molecular function: long-chain-alcohol O-fatty-acyltransferase activity; diacylglycerol O-acyltransferase activity. The coding region runs from base 305 to 1906 and encodes 533 amino acids. Gene Ontology annotation, biological process: triglyceride biosynthetic process. Lineage: Eukaryota; Metazoa; Cnidaria; Anthozoa; Malacalcyonacea; Xeniidae.